AUGACAGGAGAAACCGCAACAGCUGGGGUGGAAAGCGCACCUCAGCCUUCGCCUGAUCCCGGUCCAUUCCUCGGCCCAGGCAAUGGCAGCAACGUCUCCCAACUCGCCACCAUCGCCUACCAAACUGCUGAAGACGAAGGGAGAAACAUUGAGGAAGACUGUAUCGUGUCCACGACCAUAGUCCGAUCCAAGCAAUCCCACUCGCCCGAGGACGAUGAUCAAUUCAGGGACUUGGCCGAAGUCAUUGCUCCUGGAACCAUCGUACAGGGCGACUAG
Molecule: messenger RNA, 276 nt
Organism: Colletotrichum higginsianum IMI 349063
Lineage: Eukaryota; Fungi; Ascomycota; Sordariomycetes; Glomerellales; Glomerellaceae
Exons: 2
Coding region: 1-276 (91 amino acids)
Source: RefSeq, a predicted model, not a curated record